Molecule: messenger RNA, 2361 nt
Organism: Babesia microti strain RI
Lineage: Eukaryota; Apicomplexa; Aconoidasida; Piroplasmida; Babesiidae
Product: DNA helicase MCM8
Exons: 15
Coding region: 1-2361 (786 amino acids)
Biological process (GO): DNA replication
Cellular component (GO): MCM complex; nucleus
Molecular function (GO): ATP hydrolysis activity; ATP binding; single-stranded DNA binding
Source: RefSeq, a predicted model, not a curated record
AUGGACAACGUUAUAUUGUGUCUUUACUUGCCAGAACAUGCAAAUGAUCCGCAAAUUAUGGAAUGUGUAAGUGAAUGGACAGAGAUCUUCAUCCGUAAUAAAUUAACACUUAUUGAUCCAGAACUCUGGCGGAUAAGGAAGGACUUCGAAGUGGCCAUUGACUAUGAAACUAUUCUUCCCCUGGCGCCGAUAAAUUUUCAAUUACAAAUAUUCACCUCUCCUGAUAUAACAUUAUCCAAAAUCUCUGCAUCAAUACAUCUAGUACUGAUAAAAUCGGGCCUGGACAAAAAUUUCACAAAAUUCGUUCCAUCUCAUCACAACCCAAGCAAUACUACUAGUCAUACUGUGUAUGGCGAUCAUAUUAGCGGCGGAUUGCCUAAGGAUGCUGCUAAACUGGAGGAAUAUGCUGGGAAAUACCGUUCUGAUGGAUAUAAGAUGAUCGACUACAAUUUGCAAAAUACUAAUAACAAUCUCAUCUUUACAUUGGAGUGUUAUAAUUUGCUGGAUAUUUUACAGACGAACAAUAUACAGAUACAACUACUCAGGAUUCUACUGUUUAACAUACCUACAACUGGAUUUGACAAUUUAAGAAGCCGCAAUGUAGGCUAUAUUGCUUCCAUUUGUGGCCAGGUACAACGGAUCAGUACAGUAAAACCAAGAGUCAAUUCCAUACUUUUUAAGUGCUUGACCUGCAGGUGCAACUUUUUCCAGUCACUUGUUGAAGGGAGGUUUCACAUGCCUACAAAAUGUGCGUUAAACUCUUGCAAAUCCUCCAGAUUUAAAAUAUUGAGGCAUCACUCAAAAAUCUGCAACCACCAAACUAUAAGAGUCCAGGAAUGUUACCGGGAUUUGUCGGACAAACCCCCCAAAUCUAUUGAUAUAGAACUAUCGGGAAGUAUGAUUGAUAAUUGUAUGCCUGGAAAUAUUGUCACAGUUGUUGGUAUCGUACGCGCUUCAAGAAUUGCUCAAGAUAGGGGGAGGAAGGGACUGUCCAAUGCGUUGCUAAAUAUCUACUUGCAAGCUCUGUCAAUUACAUCAGGCGACGAAAAAAUGAAAGGUGACACCUCCACCUGGGAUUCAAGGUACGACAACUUCAUUCGUGAUUUACAAUUAAAUGAACCCUUGCGUUAUUACCUAAUCUCCUCCUCAAUUUGUAAAAGUAUCAUAGGCCAUCCCUACCUUAAAGCCGGAUUGUUGUUAUGCUUACUAGGAGGCACUCCCAUAUUUGACCAUAGGGGGGGAUUGGUUAAGAGAGGCAACAUCCAUUGCCUAUUGAUAGGUGAACCUGGAGUAGGAAAGAGCAAAAUACUGCGAGGUUUAUGCAAUUUAGCAGAAACAGGCCGCUUCUUCUCUGGCGGUUCAAUGUCAGCAAGCGGGUUAACCGCAUCUCUCAUACGAGAAACAGAUAGUACGGAAUUUAUCCUUGAAGCUGGCGCUCUCAUUCUCUCAGAUGGAGGCACCUGUUGCAUUGAUGAACUUGACAAGGUUUCUCAAGCUCAGCAACAUGCUUUUCUGGAGAGUAUGGAACAACAGACAGUGUCUAUAUCAAAGGCUGGUGUUGUUUGUACACUUAGUGCUAAGUGUACUUUGAUUUGUGCUGCAAAUCCAAAGAUGGGAAAGUUUUCGGAAUCCAAGCCUUUGGUAGAUAAUGUGAACAUUCCAUUUCCCUUGCUCAAUCGUUUUGAUUUGUUGUUUCUUCUAAGGGAUGGAGACUCCACAUUCAUUACAGAUUCCCGUGUUUCCAAUAGCAUCCUGGAGUUGAACGAGAGCAAUAAUGAUAAGUGCCAACAAUAUUCACUUGGGGGCAGCAGCAGUGGGGCACUUGGCGAUAAAAUUACAUGUUUUGAAAACUCAGAUCAGGUCCCAAGUCAACUCAUUCAAGCAUACAUUAAAUAUGCCAAAUCUCUACCUGACCCCAAAUUUACGCACUCUAGCGCCAAUAUAAUAAAGAACUAUUUUAGGAAACUAAAAGUUAUAUCUCCAUUUCCAGUCACAAUACGUCAAUUGGAGGCUCUGAUUCGUUUGGCACAGGCCCGCGCUAGAGGAGACUUUAGCGAAAUAAUUAAGGACGGGCAUGCCCAAGAAAUCGUCGAACUGUACAACCAUACACUGUAUAGCUACAGUGAACCUAAAUCUACUAGGCGUAGGUUGAAGGGCAGUAUUAUCCACCGCUUCAUAGAAUAUCUGGUGCAAAUGCAUGGGAUGCACCGUAGCACAUACAGUACAAAUGAGUUGGAAGAGGCAGCUAGACAUGUAAUUGGAGGCUGUAAUAUAAAUAUGGAUGUUGAUUCUCUUAUAGAGAGAGCAAAUUAUAGUGGGUUUAUUAUUAAAACGGUAAACGGAUGGGAAGUGGUACAAUGA